Messenger RNA from Pan troglodytes (chimpanzee), 1973 nucleotides. Its product is annotated as guanylate cyclase 2G-like. Lineage: Eukaryota; Metazoa; Chordata; Mammalia; Primates; Hominidae. The record is from RefSeq and is a predicted model, not a curated record. Gene Ontology annotation, molecular function: protein kinase activity; guanylate cyclase activity; peptide receptor activity. Gene Ontology annotation, cellular component: plasma membrane. Gene Ontology annotation, biological process: intracellular signal transduction; protein phosphorylation; cGMP biosynthetic process.
AGAAAGAGACAUAGGAAGAGGAGGGCCCUGGGAAGGCCAGUUUGGGAUCCAGUCCCUAGAAUCCCCCAAGUAGCCUGGUGCUCUUAGAACUCAUGAAGAUAGACUUUGGGCCUUUAAGACCCACAGGGAAUUUCUCCAAUAUGACCUGGCCCCAUGGCUCCCUUCCUGAAGACAGACCUGGCUGUGGAUUUUAUAAUGAGCUCUGUGAAACUCAGUCUGCUUUUACGGGCGUGACUGCUGUGCUUCUCACAUUGAUGAUCCUCAUUCCUGUCUUGGGAGCUGCCAUCAUAGGUCUGAUUUUAAGGAUGCAGAGGCAAAACAAAGACGUCUGGUGGCAAAUCAAUUUUGAUGAUAUCACCAUUCUUCCCCAGAACAAGCCAUCCCAGAGAGGCACACCUGUGUCAAAAGGCAUCAACAGUAACUCAUCUAGUGUGAUGAUUUCUGUGGACCUCAGCUCUUUUGUCAAGAGCCAGCAGUGGGAAGAGCUCUUCUAUGCCCCAGUAGGGCUUUAUCAGGGAAACCAUGUGGCCAUCCGUUACGUUGGUGACCAAGCAGAAGCCUGGGUUAGGAAGCCGAUUGUGCUACAGGAAAUACAGCUGGAUGUUUUGAGAAACUCGGAUCAUGAAAUGGAUUGGAUAUUCAAACUCUCAUUUGCAUACGACAUAGUCAAUGGCAUGCUGUUCCUCCACAGGAGCCCCCUGGGCUCCCACGGCAACCUGAAACCUUCCAACUGCCUGAUGGAUGGUCGGCUGCAGGUGAAGCUGUCGUGAUUCGGACUGUGGGAACUCAAGCAUGGCUAAAAAUACAGAACAUAUGAUGAGACAGUGACCAACCACUCAGAGCUCUACUGGACUGCCCCAGAGCUGCUGCGGUUCCCGGAGAUGCCCUGGUCGGGUACCCCGCAAGGAGAUGUUUACAGCUUCGCCAUUCUGAUGAGGGAGCUGAUCUACCAUUGGGACCACGGGCCCUUUGAUGACCUCCACGAGGCACUGGAUGAAAUCAUCAACCGAAUCAAAGACCCUGCAGCAGCAGUCCCACUGCAACCUUCCCUGCCCGAGGAGAAGGGCAAUGAAAAGAUCGUGGCCAUGGUGAGGGUGUGUUGGGAUGAAUCUCUGGAGAAAAGACCCAGUUUCUCUUCCAUCAAGAAAACUUUACGAGAGGCCAGUCCCAGAGGCCAUGUGAGCAUACUGGCCAGUGUGAUGAGCAAGCUGGAAGUGUAUGCCAAUUACCUGGAGGAAGUGGUGCAAGAGAGGACCAGCCAGCUGACUGCAGAGAAGAGGAAGGUGGAGAAGCUUCUGUCCACCAAAGUGCCCAGCUUCACUGGAGAACAACUCCUAGCCGGAAGGUCCGUGGAACCAGAACAUUUCGAAUCUGUGACAGUCUUUUUAUCUGAUAUUGUUGGAUUCACAAAGCUGUGUUCUCUCAGCUCCCCUUUGCAAGUCGUCAAGCUCCUCCGUGACGUGUACAGUUUAUUCGAUCACAUCAUCACAACUUAUGAUGUUUAUAAGAUUGAGACCAUUGGAGACGCAUACAUGGUGGCUAGUGGACUCCACCGCAAUGGAAGCCAGCAUGUGGCUGAGAUUGCCACCAUGUCCCUGCACUUCCUCAGUGCCACCAUCUGCUUCCAAAUUGGGCACAUGCCGCAGGAGAAGCUCCAGCUUCGGAUUGGCCUCUACACAGGUCCUGUGGUGGCUGGUGUGCUGGGGAUUACCAUGUCCAGAUACUGUCUAUUUGGAGACACUGUCAACAUGGCAUCCAGAAUGGAGAGCAGCAGUUCACCUCUCCGGAUUCAUGUCUCUCAGAGCACUGCAAGCACCCUGGUGGCAUUGGGAGGGUACGAUUUGCUAAAGAGAGGCACCAUUCCAGUCAAGGGCAAAGGAGAGCAAACAACUUUCUGGUUGAAAGAUAAAGAAGGCUUCACUCUUCCUCCCGAAUUUACUGAGGAAAAAGCCAAAGUCCCAGAGAUAUUGUGA